CCCCUCCCGCGCGGCGCAAACAUGGCGGCGGCUGGCACCAGCCGGUGAGGCGGUACCGGGCAGGAGCUGUCGGGUGUCAUGGGCGGUGGCGGCAGCACCGCCCCCACGUCUCCUUGAGCGGGACGGCAGGGGGGCCUCCGCGCCGAGCUGGGCGAUGGACGAGAGCGGCGAACUGGGCGGUCUGGAGACCAUGGAAACGCUCACGGAGCUGGGUGACGAGCUGACCCUGGGGGACAUUGACGAGAUGCUGCAGUUUGUCAGCAAUCAAGUGGGAGAAUUCCCCGACUUGUUCUCAGAGCAGCUGUGCAGCUCCUUCUCUGGCAGUGGUGGUAGUGGCAACAGCAGCAGCAACAGUGGCGGGGGCAGCGGUGGCAGUGGUGGCGGAGCUGGGGACCCCUCGAUGCAGCGGUCCUUCAGCCAGGUCCCAUUACCUUCCUUCUCUCCCUCAGCUGCCUCCCCCCAGACUCCAGCCCUGCAGGUCAAGGUUCCCCCCACUACUGUUCCCACGGUUCCCACUCCGCCGAGGGCAACUCCUGUUCUUCAGCCCCGCCCCCAGCCCCAGCCCCAGCCUCAAGCUCAGCUGCAGCAGCAGACAGUAAUGAUCACCCCGACAUUCAGCACCGCUCCCCAGACAAGGAUCAUCCAGCAGCCUUUGAUAUACCAGAAUGCAGCUACCAGCUUUCAAGUCCUUCAGCCUCAAGUCCAAAGCCUAGUGACAUCCUCCCAGAUGCAGCCAGUCACCAUCCAGCAGCAGGUGCAGACGGUGCAGGCCCAGAGGGUGCUGACGCAGACGGCCAAUGGCACGCUGCAGACCCUCGCCCCGGCCACGGUGCAGACAGUUGCUGCGCCCCAGGUGCAGCAGGUCCCGGUCCUGGUACAGCCUCAGAUCAUCAAGACUGAUUCCCUUGUUCUGACCACAUUGAAGACAGAUGGCAGCCCUGUCAUGGCUGCAGUCCAGAACCCUGCCCUCACUGCCCUCACCACCCCCAUCCAGACAGCCGCCCUUCAAGUACCAACUCUGGUGGGCAGCAGUGGAACCAUUCUGACCACAAUGCCUGUGAUGAUGGGACAAGAAAAAGUGCCCAUUAAGCAGGUCCCCGGGGGAGUGAAGCAGCUGGAGCCCCCCAAAGAAGGAGAAAGGCGGACGACACACAACAUCAUUGAGAAGCGGUAUCGCUCCUCCAUCAAUGACAAAAUCAUUGAGUUGAAGGAUCUGGUCAUGGGGACGGAUGCCAAAAUGCACAAGUCUGGCGUUCUGAGGAAGGCCAUUGAUUACAUCAAAUACUUGCAACAGGUCAAUCAUAAACUGCGCCAGGAGAACAUGGUGCUGAAGCUGGCAAAUCAGAAAAACAAGUUCCUGAAAGGCAUCGACCUAGGCAGCCUGGUGGACAAUGAUGUGGACUUGAAGAUCGAUGACUUUAAUCAGAAUGUCCUUCUGAUGUCCCCUCCGGCCUCUGACUCAGGGUCCCAGGCCGGCUUCUCCCCCUACUCCAUCGACUCUGAGCCAGGAAGUCCUCUGUUGGAUGAUGCAAAGGUCAAAGAUGAGCCGGACUCUCCUCCCGUAGCCCUGGGCAUGGUGGACCGCUCUCGCAUUCUGCUGUGUGUCCUCACCUUCCUGUGCCUCUCCUUUAACCCCCUGACUGCCCUGCUGCAAUGGGGAGGGGCCCACGACUCUGACCAGCACUCGUACUCAGGCUCUGGUCGCAGCGUCCUGUCACUUGAGUCAGGUUCUGGGGGCUGGUUUGACUGGAUGAUGCCAACACUUCUCUUAUGGCUGGUAAAUGGUGUGAUUGUCCUGAGCGUCUUUGUGAAGCUGCUGGUCCACGGGGAGCCAGUGAUCCGGCCGCAUUCACGCUCCUCAGUCACCUUCUGGAGGCACCGGAAGCAGGCAGACCUGGACCUUGCCAGGGGGGAUUUUGCAGCUGCCGCUGCAAACCUGCAAACGUGCCUAUCAGUGUUGGGCCGUGCACUGCCCACCUCCCGCCUGGACCUGGCCUGCAGCCUCUCCUGGAAUGUGAUCCGGUACAGCCUGCAGAAGCUGCGCCUGGUGCGCUGGCUGCUCAGGAAGGUCUUCCAGCGCUGGCGGGCCACUGCAGCAGGCUUUGAGGACGAAGCCAAGACCAGUGCCCGGGAUGCAGCCCUGGCCUAUCACAGGCUGCACCAGCUGCACAUCACGGGAAAGAUUCCUGCAGGAUCUGCUUGUUCAGAUGUACACGUGGCUUUGUGCGCUGUGAACCUGGCUGAAUGUGCAGAGGAGAAAAUCCCGCCAAGUACGCUGGUUGAGAUCCAUCUGACUGCCGCCAUGGGGCUCCAGACCCGGUGUGGAGGCAAGCUGGGCUUCCUGGCGAGCUACUUCCUCAGUCGAGCCCAGAGUCUGUGUGGCCCCGAACGCAGUGCUGUCCCUGACUCGCUGCGCUGGCUCUGCCACCCCCUGGGCCAGAAAUUUUUCAUGGAGCGGAGCUGGUCAGUGAAGUCAGCUGCCAAGGAGAGUCUGUACUGUGCCCAGAGGAACCCAGCUGACCCCAUUGCCCAGGUUCACCAGGCCUUCUGCAAGAACCUGCUGGAGCGAGCUGUGGAGUCCUUGGUGAAACCUCAGGCCAAGAAGAAGGGUGGAGAUCAGGAAGAAGAGAGCUGUGAAUUCUCCAGUGCUUUGGAGUACCUAAAAUUACUUAAUUCUUUUGUGGACUCUGUGGGGAUUGUGACCCCUCCUUUCUCCAGCAGCUCUGUGCUCAAGUCAGCCCUUGGUCCAGACGUCAUCUGUCGGUGGUGGACAUCUGCAAUCACUAUGGCCAUCAGCUGGCUCCAGGGAGACGACGCAGCUGUGCGCGCUCAUUUUACUGAAGUCGAGCGUAUCCCCAAGGCCCUGGAAGUGACAGAGAGCCCCCUGGUGAAGGCCGUCUUCCACACCUGCAGAGCCAUACACGCCUCACUCUCUGGGAAGGCGGAUGGGCAGCAGAGUUCCUUCUGCCACUGUGAGAGGGCCAGCAGCCACCUGUGGAGCAGCCUCAAUGUCAGCGGGGCCACCUGCGACCCCGCCCUCAACCACGUGGUCCAGCUGCUGACCUGUGACCUGCUACUGUCGCUGCGGACAGCCCUCUGGCAAAAGCAGGCAGGAGCCAGCCAGGCCCUGGGUGAGACCUACCAAGCAUCGGGCACUGAGCUGGCUGGCUUCCAGCGGGACCUGGGCAGCCUGCGUAGGCUAGCGCACAGCUUCCGCCCAGCCUACCGCAAGGUGUUCCUGCAUGAAGCCACUGUGCGCCUGAUGGCAGGAGCCAGCCCCACCCGCACCCACCAGCUGCUGGAGCACAGCUUGCGGCGGCGCACUGCUCAGAACACCAAGCACGGAGAGGUGGACGCCUGGCCCGGCCAGCGAGAGCGGGCCACCGCCAUCCUGCUGGCUUGCCGCCACCUUCCCCUCUCCUUCCUCUCCUCCCCGGGCCAGCGCGCCGUGCUGCUGGCCGAGGCAGCCCGUACCCUGGAGAAGGUCGGCGACCGGCGCUCCUGCAACGACUGCCAGCAGAUGAUUGUCAAGCUGGGGGGUGGCACUGCCAUCGCCGCCUCCUGACCACUGGGCUCUGCUCGCCUCAGCCCACUGCCUCCCUCUGUCUCUCAGUCUCUCCCACCCGCCUCCCUCUGACUCUCACUUUCUCCCUCCCUCCUCCCACUGCCUCUUAGUCUCUCUUUCCCUCCUCCCUCUGUCUCUCCCUCUCCCUCUCGCCUCCCUCUCUCUCUGUGUCUCUCCCCCUCCUUCUUCUAUCUCUCAGUCUUUCUCUCUGUCCUCCCUCUGUCUGUCAGUCUCUCCCUCACUCCCCCUGUCUCUUCGUCUCUCUCUCCCUCUUCACUCUGGGAGCCGUGGCAUGAGCCUUAUCUUCUGAGCUGUCACCUGCCGAGCUUUUGGACCACCUCAUGCCAGUGGGCCCUUGGGCAGAGCCCCUUAAAGUGCUUGGAUAGAUGCCCAUGGUCUAGGGCCUGGUGGGCCUGAGAGAGGAGAGCAGGGCAGGGCAGGAACUGGGGGUACCCUGACUUGAAAGCAGCAGGGGGAGCUGCCGAGCUGCCCGGCCUCUGCCUCCAGCCCUCCCAAGGUUUUCUCUCCUCUGGACGUCUCUCCCCCCUUUCCUGCUUCCUCGUUUUUUAUCAGGCUUUCCCGCUGAGGGACAUCGGUCUCUGGGCACCAGAGCGCUUUGCCCUUGGCACUGUGCCCAGCAUGCGCCCUCCCCUCCUUUUUAUACGAAUGUUUUAUAUCAGUGUGCUCGGGUUUGCCGUGCUGCUGGGCUAAGUUGCUGUGGCAUCCUUAUUUCUCUCCCUGGGUCUGUGUCCCCUCCCCUGCGCCUGACAAAGCCAGUGCAUUGUUUUUUCUUUAUUACACAGGACAGCUAGGGAAGGAGGGAGCCCAGCCCUGGGGACGCGGGUGGGAGGCAGGGGGCAGGCCUGGGGAUGGAUGAAAUAAUGUCGGCAUUAUUUUUUAAUUUUUUAAAAAAUAAAUGGUAUCUUAUUUAAUUGUCCUGUUCCUUCCCACUCUCCUGCCCCCCCCUGGGAUGUGAGCCUAAGCUCAGGGUAGUCCCAGAGGGCUGGGAGAGAUGAAGCCACCCACUGGGACUGGGGACCAGGGGCCUUCAGUGUGGGUCCUCAGUUCCCGCCCACCCCAACUCCUACCUCCAUAGUCUAUUUUUAUCCCUAAUUGUUGACCUGAAAGUAAGCCAGAAUGGCAGGGACUGGCUCCCAACCCCUCCCCACUGACAGGCCCCUUUUAGGGUGGGCACAGGGUUGCCCAAGGUAGGCACUAGGAAAGAGGUCCCCUGCCUUGAUGGGGGUCCUGGGAGGAAAAGUGGUGCCAGUUUUCUGGAUCCCCUGGCUCGGUGCUUCCCCUGAGGCCAUUUCUCCUGGGGCUGAGGACUACCUGGGACCCCAGAGCCUGCUGGGAGACAAAGGGGCUGCCCUCCCUCUCUCCCUGUGCUUCUCACCCCCUCAGGCUGGUUGGGGCAGAGAGUGGGCAGGGCCCCCCCCAAACCUGCACAGACUGGGGUGUACACAUCAGGGGCUCCCCUGAUGCCUAAUGCCAGGCGAAACACAGCAUCUACUUCCCUCACUUUCUCAUGCCCCUCCCCCUCACUGGAAUUUACGGCCCCUGCCCACUGCCAGGUGAGCCAGCCCUUGUGUCAUGUGUAUAUACUGUGCCUUUUCUCCUCAUUGUUUAGGGGUGGGAGGGGGUGGGUUUUCACUGAAAAGGGGGAUACACACCUAUGGCUUCCUUGAUGUGGAAUCAUUUACCGUGUCCUGGACAUAGGAUAUUCAAUAAAC
This is a messenger RNA of Equus quagga, 5298 nucleotides long. It is a transcript of the gene SREBF2, whose product is annotated as sterol regulatory element binding transcription factor 2. The transcript is spliced from 19 exons. Gene Ontology annotation, biological process: positive regulation of transcription by RNA polymerase II; positive regulation of cholesterol storage. Bases 155 to 3565 code for a protein of 1136 amino acids. Lineage: Eukaryota; Metazoa; Chordata; Mammalia; Perissodactyla; Equidae. Gene Ontology annotation, cellular component: nucleus. The record is from RefSeq and is a predicted model, not a curated record. Gene Ontology annotation, molecular function: DNA-binding transcription factor activity, RNA polymerase II-specific; RNA polymerase II cis-regulatory region sequence-specific DNA binding; protein dimerization activity.